Messenger RNA from Psammomys obesus (fat sand rat), 1623 nucleotides. RefSeq names its product sentrin-specific protease 2-like. The record is from RefSeq and is a predicted model, not a curated record. Gene Ontology annotation, cellular component: nucleus. Bases 1 to 1623 code for a protein of 540 amino acids. NCBI's taxonomy places the organism in Eukaryota, Metazoa, Chordata, Mammalia, Rodentia, Muridae. Gene Ontology annotation, biological process: protein desumoylation. The transcript has a single exon. Gene Ontology annotation, molecular function: deSUMOylase activity.
AUGUCCGGUGUGGAUAAGACACCUCCGAGGAGACUAAGUGACCCUCCAGCAAUCAAGAGGACAACCCAAGAGCUCCCACCGAGCGUCCGGCCCGCCCGCACUUUGAUGUGGAGAUCGGAAAGCUGUGGCACAGCGGACAGCCGACACCGGAGCAAAGGCAGUCCUACACGGCCAUCUCGCCAGCAGCGUGGAACGAUAGGCCAUGAGCAUCCAGGGAAAGGCCGGAACAGGAAAUGCCAGGAAGAGCGAGGGAAUGAUGUGCACUCCGAGGAGCCAGCCCAGCCUCGGAAGAGGCUCACACAGGAACAGCGUGAAAUAGCGCUUGGGUGUGAAGAGCCGGGCCAGAGUCAGAUAUGGAAACCCCAGGAAGAGGCUCAAUUACAGCUAAAGGCCCCAGAGUGCGCCGAAGGCCCUGAGCAAGAGCCCGUGACCGAGGGGACAUCCGUGGAUGGAGGCCAGCGCCGCCAGCGGGCUCACUGCAGCGUAGACGAAGGUGUCCAGAAACGACACAACGAAAAGUACCCAGGGCUGUUGGGACGCCUUCAACCUGCCGUCCAUGUGAGCCCUGGCCCUCACAGCGCUCACGUGAGCACCAUGGACACCUUGAAGAAUGUCAAAGGCUGUGUGGAACGGCAGAGUUACAGAGCUGAACCAGCUCAGUUUGAGCCAGAACAACCUGCCGGUGCUGUCACAAGGGAUAAGUCACCAGGCAAAAGUGAGAGGAGGAGUCCAGAGGAGAAAAUGUGUGACACAGAGAAGGUGGUCGGAGUAAACCUCGACGCUGACAGAAGGGGGCGGCACCUCCAGCCCGACUCUCUGCGAGGGGCCCAGACCCAGAGCUGCACAGACAGUGUCAGCAAUGGCAUUCUCAACAACAAAAUGUCAACGCCCGAGGCCGCGGAAAAGGCUCUUGAAGACCAAGAGAAGGGCAGAGGGCUGGACCAUGGCCCUGAUGUCACAGAGGACAUGGAAAAGGAAAUCAGGAGCGCGCUAGGCCCUGGGCCACAGGAUGAGAUCUUGAGCUGUGCCUUCAAACUGCAAAUUACUCGAGAAGACUUGUGGACCCUAAAGAACACCCAGUGGCUCAACGAUAAAAUCAUCAAUUUUUACAUGAAUCUUCUCAUGGAAAGAAAUCAAAAUCAAGGAUACCCUGCACUGCAUGCAUUUAAUACCUUCUUUUACACCAAGUUAAAGUUUGGGGGCUAUAGGUCAGUCAAAAGAUGGACCCGGGCUGUAAACCUCUUUGCAAAGGAACUUAUUCUGGUCCCAGUUCACCUGGAUGUGCACUGGAGCCUGGUGGUCACGGACCUAAGAAAGAAGAGUAUUGUCUACCUGGACUCCAUGGGACAGAAAAGGCCUGACAUCCUUGAGCUGAUUUUCUGCUAUCUGCAGGAUGAGAGCAAAGCGAGAAGGAAUAGGGAUCUGAGCCCUUCGGAGUGGAAGCAAUACAGCAUGCCGGCAGAGGAGAUUCCUCAGCAGCUGAACGGGGGCGACUGUGGAGUGUUCACCUGUAAAUAUGCAGAUUACAUUUCCAGGGGCCAGCCCAUCACCUUCUCCCAGCAGCACAUGCCUCUGUUCAGGAAGAAGAUGGUGUGGGAAAUCCUGCACAAACGCUUACUGUAG